CGGCCGAUCAGGAACGAAGCCAGAGAGAAAAGGAUGAAAAUCGCGCGCGUUGAAGGUGCGAAACGGCAGGUACGCCGAGAUUUUUCCGUGUGUCACACGAGAGCCUCGAGGUUUGCUUUGGUCGUGUUUCUUGGUCGUUAGUCAGGAAUCCGCGAGGCGGAUCGCGAGCUGACGAACACGAGGAAUGAUUAAUAUAAAUCCUUGACGCUCCUUUGCGAUUCUUCGAGCACGCCUUCGCUCUCGCUCGGCUACCUGUCUCCUCCGUCUCGUCGGUGUGUCGUGGGCGUGCCUUCGUGUUGGUCGCAUGAUUCACCUUGGUUCCUUUUCUUUUUAAUUUUUUUUUUUUUUUUUAAACAAGACAUUUUGGGAAUAUAGCUCGUGGAUUACAGCCUAUUCUAUCGAGUUUCUAACGACCAAGCGCGAAGACGCUUCAGUGGUUUCUCGAUUCACGCGUGUUUACGAAUGCCUGAUCAUAAAAUGCGAAGUAAAAUUCUACGUAUCAUUAAACGAUGGGAAUAAUUACGGUUACUACGGUACUACCGUUGACACCCGUGACGUACCUAUUUUCUCAAAGAGUCACUUUAUCGCGAUGCGUUUCUUCCUUAUUAAUACAGAAAUAAAAAAAAAAAGGGAACCUUCCGGUCUUCCAGUUCGCGAAACCGCCCUGAAAAUCCGAAGGUGUACAGCCGUCAGGGAGCGGCUAUUCUGUUAUUUAUCCGCAGCUUUCCCCACUCGUGGCAAGUGUUUUCACCUCUUUAGUCUUUGCUCCGUGUAGUGCCGGUCCAAACAUCGUCAAGGCAAGAGCACCGCGACGAUCGACUACGUUCGCCCCGUGAAAAAGGAAAUCCGUCUGUUCGCCAAGCAUGUCGCCAGUUUCGAAACUUAUCUUCGCUCUUUUUCUUAUGACGUUCGCGAUGACGUACGCGAAACCGACGAUAUAUAAAAGAAAUCAGGACAACGUGUUCGAACCAGUGAUGGUGCCGGUCUCUUCCACGGUAAUUCCUCUUACCAUGUACAAAGGAGAGUACGACUUGAGAUUUAUAUCGAAGAAUAAAAAGGCGCAGUCAUUGAAGCCAGAGGAUGGAGCGAAAUUGAUAACGAUGAAGAAAAGUCAAGAGAAGAAAACGUAAAAUCAUCGACGUAUACCAGCCGACCUCCUCCGAUUACAUCGUGAUGUCGACGGAGCGAUUUCGAUUUGUUGGCGUCAUGCUGCAAUGUACGAGAGCAUUCGUGGUGUAUAACCUGACUUUAGGAUCUUUGUAAAUUCGAGAAUUAUGCGUUUCACAGGGUUACGGAAACUUGACGCCAAAAAAUAAUUUACCUCUCUUACUUGAUUAACUUUAGUCGAUUGUUUUUGUCGGUAUGAAUUUAUUGACAACUGUAAGGCUGCAAACACACCGGAGGCAAAUUACUUAACUCCGCGCGAGUCUACUUCGAUCAGCGCCAAGUCGGAGCUCGAAUUACCUUUACCGUGAUCGUGGCCUUAACGCGUAGAAUACAAUCAAACGUUACAAUGUUAAACUCUAAUCAAGGUAGAAAUGGGAUUUGUUAAGUUUUUAUAUUUAAUAUGAAAUAUAAAGUAUCAUUUGUCACAAUGUGUUUACACGCAAGGAGUACUAGGACAAACGUGAUGGAUAUUUCAAACAAGAAAUACGGAAUGCCGAAGUAGAAAUAAUGACUUGUCGUACAACGCUAGAAUUAAAACGAAUCGUUUAUUUACC
This is a messenger RNA of Hylaeus volcanicus, 1721 nucleotides long. RefSeq lists its product as uncharacterized. The record is from RefSeq and is a predicted model, not a curated record. NCBI's taxonomy places the organism in Eukaryota, Metazoa, Arthropoda, Insecta, Hymenoptera, Colletidae. The transcript is spliced from 3 exons. Bases 864 to 1130 code for a protein of 88 amino acids.